CCUCCAGGGCUGCUGGUUCUGUUCCCUCCAGCUCUGGGAGCUGUCCACAGAGCCGUGGCUGUGGGAUCCUGGGUGCUGCUCCCCGGGCUGGAUAACACCCACAGCGAUUCCAUGUGCUGGGAAUUCCUCAAUGGCACCGGCCCCCACCCCAUCCUGCAGCACGAGGGGGGCACCCACGCCCCAGCCAUCCACGCUCCCUAUGCAGGACGAGCUGUUUUCCAUCCAUCCAAUGGAUCUCUCCUGCUGGAGGAUGUCCAGCAAAGUGACAGUGGCACCUACAGAGUGACUGUCAGCUCAGGAGGCAGGAGGAGCCUGGAAAUCCAGCUGGAAGUCCUCCAGCCUGUGUCCCUCCCUCAGCUCUGGACCAGCAAUCUCCUGGCUCGGGCCACCGGCCAGGUUGUCUGUGAGGUGGCAGAGGGCAGAGUGGACACCAUCACCUGGAAGAAGGAUGGGCAGCCCCUUCUCCCAGACAGAGUUCCCCAGCUGUCCAGCAGCCGCAGUGUUCUGUACCUGAGGCCAGCCAAGAAGUCAGACUGUGGCUCCUACUCCUGCAAUGCCAGCAACGGGAUCAGCUGGCAAGAAACCUCCCUGGAGGUCACCAUUGAAGGUCUCUCCCACCGUUUGAAGCACACCCUGAGGAUUGCUGUGAUCGCUGUGGUCUUUGCUGCUGUCUCAGCGUGGGGAUUAAUUAUUCCUGUCUGCCAGUCCGAAAAGCUCAGGAUAAGUGAGCUGGGGGGAGCGGGACCCCAUUUCCCUUGUCUGGCAGGGGAGAGCAAAGAACAUUGCUCUGGGAACCCCCAAAUCCUGGGAUAUCCUACAGCAUCUGGGUGGGGAUGGACUGCAUCCCACCCUGAGGAAGGGGUGAUGGCUGGCACAGGAUUCCCAGGGGUCACAGUAGUCACCCCGCUCUGCUCUGGGUUUUUAGGGGGGGAGCUCUGGAGGUGGCUUAGCUCCUACACCUGUGGGCUGGUGUGCAUCGCCUGCAUCCUGGAUGGCACCGCUGGCAUCCUCUGGAUGUGGGAGGAAGGCCCUUCUGUGGCUGUCAUACUGCCCGAGAUCACCCUGAGCUACCUCACUGUGGUGACCUUCCUGGUUGCCACCACCGUGAUUUUCCAACCUACAGAUUUCAGCCACCUGAAGUGCAAAAAGGCACAGCGCACCAUGGGCUACGCCGCGCCGGGGGCCGUGGUGGCCGUGGUGCUGAGCAGCACCUUCCUCAUCAGGAGCAUCUACCACCGCCACGUAGAAGAAGGAUGCACGGAGUUCAUGGACGUGACCAUCCUGGUGUGCAGCGCAGCGGCCGUGUCGGCCCUCCCGCUCUUCGCCAUUUGCCUCUGCUAUUUGUCUUUUACACGUCACACGACUCAGGGCUGGAGCAAGGACUGUGAUGACUGUUGGAUGGACAAAGCCAGGUCCUUUGAAAUGUCUCAGCCAGGCACCAAGGACACCAUUCCCAGCUGAGAUCCAUGUGGGUGCCCCUCAAUUGGCUAAGCAAGCCCAAGCCUUCCCCCAGGUUUAGGGGGUUCAGGGGUCUCAGUUUGGGUUCCUCUGUGAUCCUCAUAAUAAAUGUCCAUUAAAUUAA
This is a messenger RNA of Taeniopygia guttata (zebra finch), 1582 nucleotides long. NCBI's taxonomy places the organism in Eukaryota, Metazoa, Chordata, Aves, Passeriformes, Estrildidae. The record is from RefSeq and is a predicted model, not a curated record.